AUCCGAUCUAUUUGGUUCAUAUGCAGAGGCAUCUUGUGCUGCCCUUGUUGUUGCAGGACUGGUGCUGCUACCAAUGUUAUCUUUGGUCUUGCCUUGGGAUACAAGUCUGUUAUCAUUCCAAUUUUUGCCAUUGCAAUUAGUAUUUUUGUAAGUUUCAGUUUUGCUGCUAUGUAUGGUGUUGCUGUUGCUGCACUUGGAAUGUUGAGUACUAUAGCAAUCGGAUUAGCCAUCGAUGCAUAUGGUCCAAUCAGUGACAAUGCCGGAGGUAUUGCUGAGAUGGCUGGAAUGAGUCACAGAAUUCGUGAGAGAACCGAUGCUCUUGAUGCUGCAGGAAACACAACUGCUGCCAUUGGAAAGGGGUUUGCUAUUGGUUCUGCCGCCCUUGUGUCUUUGGCCCUUUUUGGUGCCUUUGUGAGCCGUGCUGGUGUUACAACCGUCGAUGUCCUGACUCCCAAGGUUUUCAUCGGUCUGAUUGUGGGCGCCAUGCUCCCUUACUGGUUUUCUGCCAUGACCAUGAAGAGUGUCGGAAGUGCAGCAUUGAAGAUGGUUGAGGAAGUUCGCAGGCAAUUCAACACGAUUCCUGGAUUGAUGGAGGGAACUGCGAAACCUGACUAUGCCACAUGUGUGACAAUCUCCACCGACGCUUCCAUCAAAGAAAUGAUCCCACCUGGUGCCCUUGUUAUGCUAACACCCCUUAUUGUUGGGAUCUUUUUUGGUGUUGAAACACUUUCUGGUGUCCUUGCCGGAUCAUUGGUUUCUGGUGUACAGGUAAUUAAUGUUUGGUACCCACUGUCUGCUGCUUGUAAUACAAUCAAUAUUAAUUCAUGAUGCAA
Lathyrus oleraceus (garden pea) is the source of this 833-nucleotide messenger RNA. RefSeq names its product pyrophosphate-energized vacuolar membrane proton pump. The transcript is spliced from 2 exons. The record is from RefSeq and is a predicted model, not a curated record. Gene Ontology annotation, molecular function: inorganic diphosphate phosphatase activity; diphosphate hydrolysis-driven proton transmembrane transporter activity. The annotation marks the transcript as partial. Gene Ontology annotation, cellular component: membrane. Gene Ontology annotation, biological process: proton transmembrane transport. Lineage: Eukaryota; Viridiplantae; Streptophyta; Magnoliopsida; Fabales; Fabaceae.